Molecule: messenger RNA, 3923 nt
Organism: Helianthus annuus (common sunflower)
Lineage: Eukaryota; Viridiplantae; Streptophyta; Magnoliopsida; Asterales; Asteraceae
Product: ABC transporter B family member 15-like
Exons: 7
Coding region: 1-3750 (1249 amino acids)
Biological process (GO): transmembrane transport
Cellular component (GO): membrane
Molecular function (GO): ATP binding; ATP hydrolysis activity; ABC-type transporter activity
Source: RefSeq, a predicted model, not a curated record
AUGAGCAAACAGAAUACAAAGAAGAACAAGAAGGCCAGCAAUGGAUCAUUCCGAUCGAUUUUCAUGCACGCCGACUGGGCCGACAUGUUUCUAAUGACUCUGGGCCUUUUAGGUGCCAUCGGCGAUGGAAUUUCGAUGCCUACGAUGUUACUUAUCACCAGCACCAUCAUGAACAAUAUCGGAGACUCUUCUUCGUUCUCCAUGGAUGUCUUCACCGACAAAAUCAACGAGAGUGCUGUAAAUCUUUGCUACAUGGCUAUUGGAAUUUGGGUCGCAUGUUUUCUCGAGGGGUAUUGCUGGGCAAGAACAGCAGAGAGACAAGCAUCAAGAUUAAGGUCAACCUAUUUAAAAGCAGUAUUAAGGCAAGAAGUUGCAUAUUUUGAUUUAAAUGUCACAAGCACAGCAGAGAUAAUCACCAGUGUUUCGAGUGAUAGUCUCGUGAUUCAGGAAGUCAUAAGUGAAAAGGUGCCUAUGUUUUUGAUGAAUACGUCGAUGUUUGGUGGGGCAUAUAUCGUCGCAUUUAUAUUACUAUGGAGGCUAGCGAUUGUCGGGCUGCCGUUUAUUAUAAUUUUAGUUAUACCUGGUUUGAUAUAUGGAAGGGUUUUGAUGAACUUGUCAAGAAAGAUCAGGGAGGAGUAUAAUAAGGCUGGUACUGUGGCAGAACAGGCGAUUUCUUCGGUUCGGACAGUUUAUUCUUUUGUUGGAGAAAACAAGACUUUAUUGGAGUAUUCUGCUGCUUUAGAAGGCACUGUUAAAUUGGGGUUAAAGCAAGGGAUGGCUAAAGGUGUGGCUAUUGGUAGUAACGGUGUUGUUUUCGCGGUGUGGUCGUUCUUAUGUUGGUAUGGUAGUAGGUUGGUGAUGUACCAUGGUGCUAGUGGUGGCACUGUAUUUGCUGUUGGAGCUGCUAUCGCUGUCGGCGGACUAUCAUUAGGUUCUGGUUUGUCCAACUUGAAGUACUUCUCGGAUGCAAUGGCAGCGAGCGAACGUAUAAGAGAAGUCAUCAUAAGAGUCCCGGAAAUCGAUUCAGACAACAUGGAAGGGGACGUAUUAGAAGAGGUAUCCGGGAGAGUGGAAUUCAAGAACGUUAAGUUUGCGUACCCGUCAAGGCCAGAAUCUUUGAUAUUCAAAGACUUCAACUUAAAGGUGCCCGCGGGGAGGACCGUGGCGUUGGUGGGUGGGAGUGGAUCUGGUAAAUCGACGGUGAUCGCAUUGCUGCAGAGGUUUUAUGAUCCUCAAGGAGGAGAAAUUUGUGUGGAUGGGGUGAGGAUUGAUAAGCUUCAACUAAAAUGGCUAAGAUCGCAAAUGGGGUUGGUGAGUCAAGAGCCUGCUCUAUUCGCCACCACGAUAAAGGAGAACAUACUUUUCGGCAAGGAAGAUGCCACCAUGGAAGAAGUCAUCGAAGCCGCAAAAGCUUCAAAUGCGUAUAACUUCAUCUCUCAGUUACCCCAAGCCUAUGACACCCAGGUUGGUGAAAGAGGAGUUCAAAUGUCUGGUGGGCAAAAACAAAGAAUCGCAAUUGCUCGUGCAAUAAUCAAGUCACCUCGUAUCCUUCUUUUGGACGAGGCCACAAGUGCACUAGACACCGAAUCAGAACGAGUGGUUCAAGAGGCACUUGAUCAAGCAGCCGUUGGUCGAACCACCAUCGUCAUAGCACACCGUCUCUCAACCAUUCGAAACGCAGACAUCAUAGUGGUAGUUCAGGAUGGUCAAGUGGUCGAGUCUGGCUCCCAUGAUUACCUCAUUCAACACGAUAAUGGCCUCUACACAUCACUUGUUCGCCUCCAGGAAACCAAAGGAAAAGAUGAACCACAUAAUCCUAAUUAUCUGCUUGGGCCAUCAUCAGUCACUUCAACAUAUGAUGUCCAAAACACAAGUAGCCGUCGGCAACCAAUAGUUAGCCGGUCAAGCUCCUCAAGCUCAGUAAACCACGGUGGAGGCGAGAAUAUUACCUUAAAUGUCAACCAAGACUUUCCUGUUCCAUCUUUUAAGAGGCUUUUAGCAUUGAAUCUUCCUGAAUGGAAGCAAGCACUGUUAGGGAGCGUGGGUGCAAUUCUAUUCGGUGCAGUCCAGCCACUUUACGCGUUUGCAAUGGGUUCGGUGAUAUCAGUGUAUUUCUUGCCGGAUCAUGAUGAAAUCAAGCGUAGAACGAUGAUUUAUGCAUUGUGUUUCGUUGGUUUGGCUGUUUUCUCAAUGGUAAUCAACAUCAUUCAGCAUUACAAUUUUGCAGCCAUGGGUGAGUGCUUAACAAAGAGGGUCCGAGAAAGAAUGUUGUCAAAGAUACUCACCUUCGAAAUCGGAUGGUUUGAUCAGGAUGAAAAUUCAAGUGGAGCCAUUUGUUCUAGGCUUGCUAAAGAUGCCAAUGUGGUGCGAUCAUUGGUGGGUGAUCGAAUGGCACUUCUAAUUCAAACAAUCUCUGCAGUGACGAUUGCGUGUACAAUGGGGUUGGUAAUUGCAUGGAGAUUGGCAUUGGUUAUGAUAGCGGUCCAGCCUUUGAUAAUUGUGUGCUUCUACUGCAAACGAGUUUUGUUAAAGAACAUGUCACAAAAAGCCAUGAAAUCACAAGAGGAAAGCAGCAAACUUGCAGCUGAAGCAGUCUCGAAUCUACGUACAGUCACAGCCUUUUCGUCUCAAGCACGAAUACUCAAAAUGCUCCAAGAGACCCAAAAAGCACCGAUGCGUGAAAGCAUCAAGCAAGCGUGGUAUGCUGGAUUCGGGCUCGGAUUUUCUCAAAGUCUUAUGGCUUGCACAUGGGCUCUAGACUUCUGGUAUGGUGGGAAAUUGAUUAGUGAUGGUCAUCUUGGGUCGAAAGCGCUUUUUCAGACUUUUAUGAUCUUAGUGAGCACUGGAAGGGUCAUUGCGGAUGCUGGGACCAUGACAAAUGAUCUAGCCAAAGGGUCUGAUGCGGUGCAGUCUGUGUUUGCGGUGUUGGACCGUUACACCUUGAUUGAACCCGAGGACCCUGAUGGUAAGAAGCCCGAUAUCAUUACAGGUCAUAUAGAGAUACGCGAUGUGGACUUUGCAUACCCUGCUCGCCCUGACAUCAUGAUCUUUAAAGGGUUCUCCAUUAAUAUUGAAGCUGGGAAAUCUACAGCAUUGGUCGGACAAAGUGGAUCUGGAAAAUCAACCAUAAUUGGGUUGAUCGAGCGUUUUUAUGAUCCAAUAAAAGGCGUUAUCAAAAUCGAUGGAAGAGACAUAAAGUCGUACCAUUUAAGAACUCUAAGGAAAUACAUUGCACUCGUCAGCCAAGAGCCUGCACUAUUCGCGGGUACGAUACGUGAAAACAUCCUAUACGGGGCUUCUGAGGAAGUUGGUGAAUCCGAGAUGAUCGAGGCCGCAAAAGCAGCCAAUGCACAUGACUUCAUAGCGGUUUUGAAAGAUGGCUACGAUACACAGUGCGGUGAUCGAGGGGUUCAGCUCUCUGGAGGACAAAAACAACGUAUUGCCAUAGCACGUGCCAUACUGAAAAACCCAGUGAUUUUGUUGCUUGAUGAAGCCACUAGUGCACUAGAUAGUCAAUCAGAAAAAGUCGUGCAAGAAGCGCUUGAGCGAAUGAUGAUUGGGCGGACGAGUGUGGUGGUUGCACACCGAUUGAGUACCAUACAAAGUUGUGACACAAUUGCGGUUUUGGAGAAGGGGAAGGUGGUCGAGAAAGGGAACCAUGGCUCGUUGCUAGCGAAAGGACCGGCUGGCGCUUACUACUCCUUGGUUAGCCUUCAAAAGACUCCUGCUUCUAACCAUACCAUUGACUAAAGUUGGGUGGGUCGGUUUGGUUUUUUGUGAACCUUAAGGAUGGUAUAUACUAAGAUAUGUUUGUUAGGCAUGUCAUUUCUUAACACAGAAAUGAUCUUGAAAUAGUUGAUAUAUUUGUAACCAGUAAAUAUUUUGCUUUUAAUCCAAUAAUCUAGAUUCACAUUAAUGUUCAA